AUGCCCAACUUACACCUUGGCGUGGAUGCUCUGGUCUUUGUGUUGUUGGUGUUGACUGUCGGGUCAUCGGUAAGCUCCAUUACAUCGGCGACCAACUUCAAAACCUCGGUAGUAACCAACAACACUGAACGUAAAACAACUCCAGCAACAACGACCCCAUCAUCGUCUGCAGCAUCACGGUGUGUCUUCACUGUAGAUGAUAAUAGUGUGGAUGACUUCGCUUACCUUGGAAGGUCAAAGAAACCAAGAGUCGUGUAUAUGACGUUGUCGUUGAUGAACACGUCGAUUGCGUCGAAGACAAAGGCUGCAUUCCGACCGUUGCAGUGGAUAUGGACAUUCCGUACGCCGUUGGGUGCUGCGCCUUUUCUAUCAUGGCCACGGGAUUACAGAGUUCUCUCUUUUGGUGUCCUUGACAGCUUCACGAACAACCUCGACGUGACCUUGCACGCGCGUCCUCAGAACUGCGACGUCCAUCUUGGUACCAAGGCGACAACUCAAGCCAUCAGUGAUGCAAUUGGUGAUGCCAUAAAGACUAAAGUCAGCGUCGUGAACGCCGAUUACAACCGCAGCAUUUGGUGCUAUCAGGAAAUCAAACAUACAAUUGAUCUGUCUGACUUCAUUGCCAACUCAUUAGGUAUCCAGACGAGAAUGUUGGUGAACAGUUGCUGUCGGUUAAAGUUCGACACCGAAACCCGCUUGCGUACAGCCAUUUGCAGCGAAUCACCCCUGGAACCGACGUUCACAACGACCACACUACCUUACGUGUUUGGUGUCAUUGGUAUUCUUUAUUUCCCGAUCUUGUUGUGUGCAUGGUCCUUCAACAUGUCUCCCAAAUCCAUUCCAUCGAGCCACGCCGAUAUGGAACGGACCAGCACUCUGGAAAUGGAUAUUUCCCAUGACGUCAUCUGGCUGUAUCGAGGCACGCGCAGCCCCGUGACAUUCUCGUCAAUAUUUACCAGGACGUUUCCCUGUCUGAAACGUCACCCCCACAUGACGUCACGCAUACAACGUCUGUUGUUUAUGUUGCUAUCUCCCGCCAUCACGUACAUCCGUUUGUAUUUUUACUACUCGAGCGAAUUUCAGUAUUUACAGGACUGUAUCAAGGUUAACGUUCCGAUAGGCUACCUUUCUGUAUUCUUUGGUCAUGAGUUAAGUCGGCGUAAUGUGUUCACGGCUCUUGGGGGACCUUACGUCCUCCAUGGCGUGUAUUUCACCAUAGGAACUCUGCUCCUAUGUCUACCGAGAAACCUGUCCCAAUCCAUGUGUAGCGUUCUCCAUCAAUGUCACGCAAAGAUCUGGUCACCCUUGUCUUUAGGCUUGGUGAAUACAUCUCGUCUGGGAGGACUCAACUGCUCUAGCGAGGAUAACAGCUACAAACUGGUGUCAAGGGUUCUUCGAGCCAACUUGUUUCUUCUAAUCAACAUUGAUUUCUGGAGCUUUGUGGUGAAGGUCCAGUAUGCACGUCUUCAAAGUAUAUCAACCAAAUUGAAAUCUCUACCAGCUGUAUUUAAAUAUGUCUUAAUGAUAGCAAUUUGUACAGUAUAUCUUGUCGUCUGCUUGGUUGAGAUUCUGCUCUGCGUCGUAUAUUACGGCCUUCCUAUUGUGUAUUUUUUCACGCUUGUCUUGAGAGUGUACUUCAAGUUGGUUUUGGACACAUUCAACAAUAUUGGUUGGUUGAACAAUUCUAAGAAUCCUGUCGCUAGGAGUCUGCGUCUACUGAUGUUUCCUGUUUCCAUGUCGAUGGUUCUGGUUCUUGUAUACUGCCUGUAUACAUUCUGUGCGAUCUGUAUUUCCAGCUUCACAUUCGUGUUUGGAGUGAUGACCUUCACCUACAUCGGUAUAGUUGCAUACCCCAACAUUGCUUUCGGCUAUUAUACCUUCGUUAUCACGUGUUUAUAUUAUACAUGGAAGACUGUCAGGGACAUCGAUAUUGGUUAUAUGAACCUCUUUACAGAAACUAUCAACGUGAGUAAAAACCUACAAAAAGAACCACCAAGUUUCAAAACUCCAGGCAGAUCGACAACCAGGAAGACGGUUGCGUCUGUUGAAGAAACAUCCAUGGCAGAGGAGCAUGGGGUUGUAAUACGUGACAGUCCUAUGCACGUGUUGUUCGUGAAGACUUGUGACAGUCGUCCUGGAAUACCCAAAGAUCUGUUUGAGACUGUCAUAGAAAAACAUCGUCCUUUCCGCGUGUGUGUGUUCCUGUCAGUGCUGAAGCUAGCAGUCAUUUGUCUUCUCAUAACAACCACGAUCGAUCUGAUUCAGGACUUCAGUAAGUAUCACGAGAUGUCCGUCAUCGUCAGCUUGUUGUCAUCACUUAUCGUCUGCUCCAUCCCGCGCGUGCUGAGCCUCGUUCUGAGCAAAACCGACAGCGCAGCAUCAGAAGAGGAUUUCGUGAGGCGGCUUUCCAGGACGGUUAGGGAAUAUUGGAGUCUGAAGGACAGGCGGGAGCUUGUGAGCGUCUGUUCCUCGGCAAAGCGGAAAGAGAAUCAUCGUAUCUAAUCGUCUGCUCCAUCCCGCGCGUGCUGAGCCUCAAUCGGAGCAAAACGGACAGGCGGCAUCAGAACAGGAUUUCGUGAGGCGGCUUUCCAGGACGGUCAGGGAGUCUGAAGGACUGGCGGGAGCUCGUGAGCGUGUGUUCCUCGGCAAACCAGAAAGUGUAACAUCGUAUCAUACAACAUAAAAAUCGACAAUGACAUGUACGUUUCUUCAUCGCCCUCGGGUACUGGUGAAGGGGAUAUAUGUUAUUUAACCAUUGACCAAGACAUGUAUAACUUGAGUGCCUGUACACAUGAACGCCCCGAGGUUGAACAAGAACCCCAUUACUGUAUGUGUGCAUUCCACCAAUUGUCUAUAUAGUUAUUGUGUGUUUGCUUAUUGUAUAACCAGCUUAAGAAGCCGGGACUCUUCGUCAUAAUUCUGAGCUGCAGUGCCAACCUUCAUCGUGAGAGAAAUAAUCUCCCAGUAAACACAGAGAGGAUUAAAUGUAUAAACUGCACUUCUCGACAAUAAAAAAGCAUUUGGCCGCACUUGGCAUAAUGGUCUACU
Messenger RNA from Haliotis rubra (blacklip abalone), 3048 nucleotides. RefSeq lists its product as uncharacterized. The record is from RefSeq and is a predicted model, not a curated record. Bases 1 to 2502 code for a protein of 833 amino acids. The transcript has a single exon. NCBI's taxonomy places the organism in Eukaryota, Metazoa, Mollusca, Gastropoda, Lepetellida, Haliotidae.